AUGAAGGCUCAAGGCAGCAGGUCCAAAAUUGUCCAUUUCGAGGGCUGUAUCGAAUCAACGGCAGGCGUCGCCGCCCUCGCAUCGGCAGCAGUUGCUACAGCAAGCUUGCUCAUCCGCAUCGAGACUCCACUCGACCUCAGCCCUCUGCUCGGCAAAUAUACUCACCUACGCGUUUGCACUCCAGUGAUCCACACCUCUAUACAAGCCAUGCCUCUUCCAGUUCAUCCUCCUCCCCAUCUCACUCUACUGGGACCAUUUUUUAGAGGCCGAAAGGCUGUUGUUCAGACGGUUCGGAUAUUUGCUCCAGACAACCUGAGGUAUGAUGCCAUAUCGCUGAUCAACUACCGGCCAACGCCUGGCGAACUGUUUGCCCUGACGCUGGACCUGUCUUUAGCGGGCAUCAGAACCCGCUUCUCCGAGGAUAUGUCUUCCGUAUCUAAGCACGAGAUCAGCCUAAAUGUCGGUCAUCUCCCCCAUACGGACCGCAUCAGGCUCCUUCAGAACAAGUUGGUAUCAGAGGAAACCUCGAGCUCCUUGUUCCAAGCGCGUGAAAUGGAGAACCUCGAGAACAUGCAGGCAAGAUUCUGGAACGCGUUUGGAGCUUUCCAGCUCGCCCCUAAAUUCAUGGCAUUCAUUGUAGACCACUGUUCACCUGGCAAAGAAAAGUUCAAGAACUUCCACGAAUACCUGCAAGCGUUACGACAUCGUGCCCUUCCCAAGGAUGAAUACGAAGAAUGGCUACACUUCGCCGCGCCCUCAGUAGAUGACUCGUCCAAGUGGCCGUUCAUGAGCACGAGUUCCCUGUACAACGUGCUUAUGGCUCUCGUCCGAGUCAGGGAAGAAAGCGACGUGGUAGCGGAAGAGCCGUUUGCCCUAAAGCCCCUGAGUACCAAUAUUUCGCGGAAAGACGUCUCUGUCCAGACCAACAUCAUUGAAGAAAUGUCUAGUGUAACUGAUGCAGCAAAAAUUAUUCCUGUAAUCCGUUCCGGAACAGUUAUGUCCGCUCAGACACGAAAUAUCGACGUAGAUGAGGAGGAAGAAGCUCAAACGAUGGAUUCACCUUCAAGACAGAAAAUACUCAGGAACGUGACCGUGGAAGCCAAUGACGUUUCACAGCUCAUUAAUGCAGCAAAUCUAGUGAACGACAUUGCAAACGAUGUAGCUCACAAAUAUUCAGCGAUGUCCAACCCCCUUAAUUUUAAUAAAAUAAUUUCUGCGGUCAUCACCAUGGUUAUUCAUGCUGGAGUGCUUUGUCUGCUACCGGAAUCUGAAAUCAAUUAUCAGAUCUCUCACUUGAAGGCUCGGUUCUGCCAAGAUGGCUUGGAAAACACCGUAUCGAAUUGGUGCGCAUUCAUCGCUGAGAGCAGAAGGGAAACUGCUCGUCGACAAUGGCUCCGUGAAGUACCUUGCGUUGAAUGGAUAUUUGGGGUUAGAGUGAAGCAACAUGCCCUAUGCCAUUCAACCAAGUUGAAGCCCAUGCAUCCAAAGAACAGAAACGACAUAUCUUAUAAAGAUAUGUUUCGAUGUUUUGGGAGGGUCAUCGUCGUGUCCGGCGUUGCUGGAGCUGGAAAAAGUACCUUAUUGACAUCAAUAGUUCAGGAUUUCUGCAAACAACAGUUGCAUGGAACAAAAUCAGAUUAUCUUCAGGAGUUCGGUUAUCUGCUACGCAUAGAUGCUAGGGACCUGCAAUCAAAGACCCUCGGAGAAUCCGUUUUAUUUACUUUAACGGGAAAGAGUGAUCCGAGCGAAGCCAUCGACUGCUUGAGAGCCUUGCUACGCCUCGACACCCUCUUCUUGGUGGACAACGUGGACGAAGCCAACGACAUCUCUGGGGCCGCUCUCCUCGAGCUCAUCGACAAGAUCUGGUUGGGCAACAGCCGCGUUGUUGUCACAUGCCAUCCGUCCUCCGUCGCAUGGUUAACCAAUACUCUCACUGAGCACCAGACCUCUUUUGCUGAAUACACCAUCUUGCCGCUAACGAAACUGAGGGAAAAACUCCGAUUUUUGGAGAAAUAUGGUCAGUGUGUUUGUUUCAUUGGAAAUGAUCCUCCAAACAUGUCAGAAGUCUCAUCGCGGAAGAUCCCAGAAACUCAGAAAUGCUCAACCUCACAAAAAACUCCACCACAUCCAACCUUCCCGGAGACUGAACUUUCCCGAGCAAGCUCAACCGCUCAGUUAGUGAAAUCGUGUUUCAGAGCCUUGCCUAAAGAUGUGAGAGCUGGUUUCACCGAGCCAAUGUUUCUGGUGCUUUUCUGGCACUUUGUCUGGCAUCGACCGUCCAAGGCAGAAAAUUGGAAGUCUUUUGCCGAUGUCACUAACGACAUGUUGCUUUUGUUUAGUGCUACAGCCGCGGAAGAAAAUAUAAGAACCUCAAGCUGUUGUCAACAAAGCGAAAGUCUCUCCUUGUUGUCAGAUCUUGGUGCUCGCGCUCUGAGUCUCCUGAGGAGUGAACGGACAAGUUUCUCGGUGGGCCACCUUCCUCAGUCAGAAUUUGAGGUGGUGGACCACCUCACUAAUCGCAUCACUGCAGAUAUGAUUUGCUCAGGAGUCUUGAGAAAUACGUGCAUUUUCAAUUGCACUAGGAUGGGGCCAAAUCACCACUGCUUUCCGCACGUGUCGUUGACGGAACAUCUUGCAGCGAGGCACGUUCUUCACAGACUCUCUGAGAGCGGAGCUUCAUUGAUCGAUAUUCUAGAAGGUUCACCAACGGACAACGGCAGGUACCUCGGCAUGCUACCAUUACUGAUGGAGGACAUGGCGAAAAUGAGACCUAAUCUUCUGGAGGAAAGAUGGCCUGAGUUGCGCGACGCCCUUCACGCCGGCGGCGCCACCUACCAACACUGGCAGGAGCUAAUGUGGCGCUGCGGGGAUGUGCUCUGUGUGGUGCGCCAUGCCGCUCAACUAACGUACGAAGCAGGAGGCGAUUGGGACCUCGAAACCGGUCGCCACGUAGCGAUAGCGAGACAGAUGCUCCCCCACGUUUGUCCCCCAACUUUGAGGGUGUGGAUGUCCCCUCAGGAACUUAGGGAAGCCCAGUGGCAAGAUCUCCUCCAGCGGCAUGAAGGGAAACUUGAACUCAGCCUCAUGUUUAGGGGAAAUUCCUGUCCCGACGAUGACCUGCUUGCACCUUUACUGAACGCAAAAUGUCAGCUAACCUGGUUCAGUGGCUGUCUCAGCUCCGAAGUCAGCAUAGAGGCGCUUAGCUCAGUGGCCGCAUCAGCUCAACUUGAGAUAACCUUACAGCGUCCACUGGACCUGAGCCCUUUGAGCGGGAAGUGCAGCUGGGUCUGUGUGCGGACGGGCAUUUUCAGCAGCGACUGGACAGCACCUGCUGUUGCUCCGCCGUCCGAUACGAUGGCAGAAGCUGUUGCAAGGUUGCCCAUUUCUCUGUGGGUGCGGGGAGCUACGCAAGGCUCCUGUCAAGCUGUCUUACAAACCAUCUUGUUCCUCUCAACUGCUGCGGGGAAUCGGCUGGAGCAGCUGGUGCUGGUGUCCCCCACCCUGGAGGAGAGGGAACUGCAGCAGCUGCUGCUGUGUCUGUGGCAAGUGAGGCUGAGGGCUGGACCCUGUAGAAACCCCACAGAGGACUUCAUGGAGGUCCGUUCGGGGGAUCCGACAUCGGUUCUUAAGAGGGUUAACACGGAGGUCCACACCGAGGACACCCAGGGAAGCCCUACUGAGGGUCCUAUUGAGAGCCCUACGGAGAAUGCCAUGGGACUCCCCUCCCACUAUGACAGGACUGGUUCUUUGGUGUGGCUCUUCAUCAACUCGCAGCCUCCUAAAGACCACGAAGGCGAGUGAUGAAUAUCACUGCGAUUGGAGCAGCGAGUUGGAGGUUCAAGACCCGCAGAUAGUUGUGAAAAUUCUUUAGAAAUCGGCAAGGUGGUUAAGAAACGGUCAGAGAAGAAUUUGGCCUCAGCAAA
Hyalella azteca is the source of this 3923-nucleotide messenger RNA. RefSeq lists its product as uncharacterized. The transcript is spliced from 12 exons. The record is from RefSeq and is a predicted model, not a curated record. Bases 1 to 3801 code for a protein of 1266 amino acids. Lineage: Eukaryota; Metazoa; Arthropoda; Malacostraca; Amphipoda; Hyalellidae.